AUGGCUUUCAGCAGCCAAAGAGCCUCCACUUCUGCUCCUUCAGCUUCUCAAUGCAAAUAUCAAGUGUUCUUGAGUUUUAGGGGCGUAGACACUCGCAGGGGUUUUACCGCUCAUCUAUAUGACAGGUUGUGGUUUCGCUCAAUUACAACUUUUAGGGACGACAAUGAACUUGAAAGAGGUACAACUAUUUCACCAACUCUACUGAGAGCAGUCGAAGAAUCAUGGUUUGCGAUCGUUAUCCUCUCACCAAACUAUGCUUCUUCCACCUGGUGCUUAGAUGAGGUUUCAAAGAUUGUUGAGUGCAUGAAAAUCGACACCAUUCUACCAGUUUUUUAUGAUGUAGAUCCCUCUGAUGUUCGAAAGCAAAUGGGAACUUUUGCGGAAGCCUUCAACAAGCAUAAAAUGAAAUUUAAAAAAGAAAAAGAAAAGGUUCAACGGUGGAGAGAUGCUCUUACAAAAGUUGGUAAUAUCGCUGGGUGGACUUCAAAAGAUAGGUAUGCAUGCACAAAUGCACAGGUGAGGACCUUCACCAAGUGUGUGAGGAUUUGA
This is a messenger RNA of Prunus armeniaca (apricot), 549 nucleotides long. The record is from the annotation of a GenBank genome assembly. Lineage: Eukaryota; Viridiplantae; Streptophyta; Magnoliopsida; Rosales; Rosaceae.